This is a messenger RNA of Penicillium odoratum, 1074 nucleotides long. RefSeq lists its product as uncharacterized. The record is from RefSeq and is a predicted model, not a curated record. The coding region runs from base 1 to 1074 and encodes 357 amino acids. NCBI's taxonomy places the organism in Eukaryota, Fungi, Ascomycota, Eurotiomycetes, Eurotiales, Aspergillaceae. The transcript has 5 exons.
AUGACGAUCGCUAAUCCAAAAGAUGUUCUCCAUACUGUGAACUUCGUCACACAGGUUCUAUGUAUCCCUAUAUGUACUGCCUUUGUGGCGUUGCGCUUUUACACCCGAUUACGGUUUAAGCAGGGUCUUGGAAUCGAAGAUGCUGCUUGUACUAUCGCUUGGGCUUUGUUUAUGGGAUACUGCGGAAUCAGUAUCGUCGUCGGCAAAUAUGGCGGUGGUUACAACAUCGGAGACGUUUCAGAUGCCGACCAGAUCCAAUUCAAAAAGAUGUGCUACAUCGCCACUAUCCUUUAUUGCCCAAUGGCUCUUUUCACUAAAGUCGCCCUUCUCUCCAUCCUGACUCGCAUCUUCAAGCCUUACCGCGGUAAGGUGAUGUUCAUCUACAUCUUUCUCGCUUGUCUCUGCACAUACUAUACCGUCGCCCUGAUCGUGAAGAUCCGCAUGUGCAAUCCCAUCCCUCGCUACUGGCUCGGAGAAAGUGAGCCUGGAUCCUGCCUCGACCAGACGGCUGCCUUGAUUGCCGAUUCCGUCAUCAGUGUCGUCAGUGAUAUCAUCAUUCUCGUCCUUCCCCUGCCCCUGACCUGGUCGUUGCAAAUGUCGCGGAACCGGAAGCUCCGGGUUAUGGGUAUUCUGGGUGCGGGUGGUCUCGCCACCGCGUUCAGUUUGUACCGAUUGGUCCUGGUGCUGCGGGAUGGUAGCUCCGCUAAUCAGACUAUUUUCUUUGUUGUUGUUAUCAUGUCGGGUAAUGCCGAGGGUGGUAUGGGUCUGAUCUGCGCUUGUCUUCCCGUUCUCAACGUUCUCAUUGCUUUCUACAAGAAGAACUACUCUUCGCAAAAAUACUAUAACCAGAGCUCCGAGCUCCAGCUCGCCGACCGGAAGUCCGGUAACAAUUCCAAGGUCGGGUGGGAGAAGGCGCCUAACUUUGGCGACCAAAGCCAUCUCAUUUCUUACGCCGGUGGUCCGGAGACGAAUGAUUCUAGCGUUUUCGACGGAAUCAGAAAGACCGUUGCGGUGGAGCAGACUAUCGAAAGUGCCAGUGUGGCUGCUGCCAGCGCGGAUAGCUCUAGUCGAUAG